GCAAAAGUUAGUGGAGGAGCUGCAAGGCACCAGACGCAAGAUACCCCACGCAACUCUGUUUUCGACCCCCUCUUCCUUGUACACCGUGCUUUGAGACGCCUUUCUUCAAGAUGCAGGCGCCAGUGGUUGUUAUGAACACCCAGACCCCGGGCGGGGAGCGCCAGUUUGGCCGCAAAGCUCAACUAUCCAACAUCACAGCAGCUAAGACUGUCGCCGACAUUAUCAGAUCAUGCCUCGGUCCCAAGGCCAUGUUGAAGAUGCUGCUCGAUCCCAUGGGCGGUAUCGUCCUCACCAACGACGGCCACGCUAUCCUCCGAGAAAUCGAAGUCGCACAUCCAGCUGCCAAGAGCAUGAUUGAGUUGAGCAGGACACAAGACGAGGAGGUCGGCGAUGGCACAACCACCGUCAUCAUAUUAGCGGGAGAAAUCCUCGCACAAGCUCUGCCCCAGCUUGAGCGCAACAUCCACCCCGUCGUCAUUAUCCAAGCGUUCAAGAAGGCACUCGCCGAUGCUCUCGAAAUCAUCAGCGAGAUCGCGGUCGAAGUCGACGUCAACAACGACGAGCAGAUGUACAAGAUCAUUAGCUCUUCGAUCGGCACAAAGUUCGUAACGCGGUGGUCGGAACUCAUGUGCGGACUGGCUUUGAAGGCGGUGCGGACCGUUUCCCUCGACAUUGGCUCUGGCAAGAAGGAGGUCGACAUCAAGCGCUACGCACGUAUCGAGAAGAUCCCCGGAGGUGAGAUCGAGGACAGCGAAGUUCUAGACGGAGUCAUGGUCAACAAGGACAUUACACACCCCAAGAUGAGGCGGAGAAUCGAGAACCCCAAGGUUUUGCUGCUGGACUGCACACUAGAAUACAAGAAGGGAGAGAGUCAGACAAACAUUGAGGUUAGCAAAGAGGAGGACUGGAACAGGAUCCUUCAAAUCGAAGAGGAGCAAGUCAAGCAAAUGUGCGAUGCCAUCAUCGCUCUCAAGCCCGAUCUUGUCAUUACCGAGAAGGGCGUCAGCGAUCUCGCACAGCACUACCUCGUCAAAGCCGACAUCACCGCCAUCCGCCGAGUUCGUAAGACCGACAACAACCGUAUCGCCCGUGCGACAGGUGCGACAAUCGUAAACUCCGUAUUCUCCGCCACCGCUUCGGACAUUGGUACAGAGUGUGGUCUUUUCGAGAUCUCUAAGAUCGGUGACGAAUACUUUACCUUCCUCACAAAGUGCAAGAACCCGAAGGCAUGCACCAUCCUCCUCCGUGGACCCUCAAAAGACAUCCUGAACGAGAUUGAGCGGAAUCUACACGACGCCAUGGGUGUUGCCAGGAACGUUAUCUGGAACCCUAAGCUCUGCCCCGGUGGUGGUGCAACUGAGAUGGCCGUCGCGGUUGGUCUGGGCCAGCGUGGCAAGUUGAUUGAGGGUGUCGCACAGUGGCCAUACAAGGCCGUCGCCGAAGCCAUGGAGGUCAUCCCACGCACGCUCAUUCAGAACUCAGGAAACAGCCCGAUCAAGGUGCUUACCCAACUGCGCGCGAAGCACGCAGAGGGCUACGAAGACGGCAAGCACGGUGGCAGCACAUGGGGUAUCGACGGUGAUGCAGGAAAGGUUGUCGACAUGAAGUCAUACAACGUAUGGGAGCCUCUAGCGGUCAAGGAACAGAGUGUCAAGACUGCUGUUGAGAGCGCUUGCCUACUGCUCAGGGUUGACGAUAUCGUCGCUGCGAAGUCGGCCAAGCAAGUGAGCGGCCCGAUCGGCGGUGGUGAUGAUUAGAUGUAGUCAUGGAGGCACGUUCUGCGAAUCCCUGCUAUAUAAAUCAGGAGCAGUCGCUAUGGAAAUAAAAUAAUCACACCUGCCGUCCAUAUGAUGGCCCUAAACACAUUCUCAAUGUGAAAGUAUAACAAACAGCUACAAAGGUUGAUGAAAUUCGCUCAUGGUAUACACAAGCGGAACUCGGCACUUCUCUGAAAAUGGGCAUUUAUUGCUAAUAAUUUUGAGAAAAUGGUUUGAACCCUCCAGUAAUCUUCAAUUCGUAUAAUAGUAAUGUUGAGCCGCUUCAAGAUUGGACGGCAUAGACGAUCCU
Messenger RNA from Alternaria alternata, 2067 nucleotides. RefSeq names its product T-complex protein 1 subunit gamma. Gene Ontology annotation, biological process: protein folding. Gene Ontology annotation, molecular function: ATP-dependent protein folding chaperone; ATP binding; ATP hydrolysis activity. The transcript is spliced from 4 exons. Lineage: Eukaryota; Fungi; Ascomycota; Dothideomycetes; Pleosporales; Pleosporaceae. The record is from RefSeq and is a predicted model, not a curated record. Bases 111 to 1757 code for a protein of 548 amino acids. Gene Ontology annotation, cellular component: chaperonin-containing T-complex.